This is a messenger RNA of Cetraspora pellucida, 267 nucleotides long. The record is from the annotation of a GenBank genome assembly. NCBI's taxonomy places the organism in Eukaryota, Fungi, Glomeromycota, Glomeromycetes, Diversisporales, Gigasporaceae.
GUGGAUUUAGUAAAAUAUAUAGUGCGAUAUGUGUUAAUGGAAUAAAAGAUACAUGGAAUGGUCAUAAGCAAGAAUUUAAAACACGUAAAAAUCGGCAAAUUGUUCUUAAAAGUCUUAAUAAUUCUGAUGCUAUAAGUCCCGACUUUUUAAAUGAAUUAAAAAAUUAUUUUCGAUGUUCAGGUGGCGAAUAUAUACAUAAAUAUUAUAGCAUCACACAGAAUCCCGAAACAAAUAAUUAUAUGAUUGUAACGGACUUUGUAAAACAUG